AUAAGACGGUUUAAAUUGAAGAUAAAUGAAAGGACUGGGUUUUCUCGAGGGGGGGAAUACGAUUCAAACGAGAGCUUCACAGCAUCCCUUUUGUAAGUACCCAAGAAAGUAUUCCUUGCUUCAAAGCUUGGUUGGAGGCGUGCCCGGCAGCUUCCUCAGUCCGAGCGAGAGGGAAGCGGGGUGUGUCAGUCACUCAGUCUGGCUAAAACUAAGCAGCCACGCAGACCUCACAGCAGAUUGACUCACGAGUGGACACCCGGUCAGUCAAUGCGCUCCGUCACCGGAGCCACUGUCAGAAACGCACGUUCUCUGUAUGUGUAUCCUGGGAACUUCGUGAAUUAAGAUAUCACUAUUUUGUCACAGAAGCUUACAUUGACUGAGAAGUGCAAGGAUAUAUAUAUUUUUAAAUAGCAUGUACUUUGGAAGAAAUAUGAAGGACUUACCUGCCUCCCGAACUCUUGCUGUGGCAGUUUUGGUGAUGCUUCACGUUUUAAAGACAGACUCGUCCAAGGUAAACGUGCCACGGCUACGUCUCUCCUACAAAGAUCUCCUGGCCACAAACAGGUCGUCCAUAUUCAUUGGACACGGAGGCUUUCUCAAUUUAAGCUCCAUGUUUCUGGAUGAGUAUCACGACCGGCUGUUUAUCGGAGGGAAGGAUGUUCUGUACUCUCUACGCCUGGACCCCAACAACAUUGACUCGAAAGAGAUUUACUGGCCCCCACUGCCAGGUGACAAGGAGGACUGUGUUCUCAAGGGCAAAGACCCCCUGAGCGAAUGUGCUAACUAUGUCCGGAUGCUGCACCCUUACAACCGGACUCACCUGCUCUCCUGCUCCACCGGAGCCUUCCAGCCCAUGUGUGCCUUCAUCUACGUGGGGCACAGGGGAGAGCAUGUGUUCAGGAUGGACCCUGCUAGCGUGGAGAACGGGCGGGGCAGGUGCCCCCAUGACCCCAGCAAGCCCUUCGCAAGCACCUUCAUCGGUGGUGAGCUCUACACAGGGCUGACGGCAGACUUCCUGGGUCGGGAUUCAGUGAUUUUCCGCAGUAUGGGCUCCCGCUCCACCAUGAGAACAGAGACUGACCAGCGGCUGCUACACGAUCCAAAGUUUGUGGCGGCUCACUUGAUCCCGGACAAUGACGAUCGCGACAAUGACAAGGUCUAUUUCUUCUUCACUGAGAAGGCCAUGGAGGCCAAUGGCAAAAGUGGCGCCAUCUACAGCCGUGUAGGGCGUGUGUGUGCGAACGACGCGGGCGGUCAGAGAGUGCUGGUUAACAAGUGGAGCACCUUCAUCAAGGCCAGGCUGGUGUGCUCCGUCCCCGGACCUCACGGGAUAGACACGCACUUUGACGAGCUGGAGGAUGUCUUUCUGCUGAGAACGAAGGAUGAGAAAAACCCAGAGGUCUACGCAAUAUUCAGCACCAUCAGCAAUGUGUUCCAGGGUUUUGCAGUGUGUGUCUAUCGCAUGGCGGACAUCCGUGAGGCGUUCAACGGCCCCUUUGCCCACCAGGAGGGUCCGGACUACCAGUGGGGUGCCUUCGAGGGCAGAGUGCCCUACCCGCGACCCGGCGUGUGCCCGAGCAAGAUCACGAACCAGCCGGGCAGGCAAUUUGGCAGCACCAAGGACUACCCGGAUGGAGUGCUCCAGUUUGCCCGCAGUCACCCGCUCAUGUCCCAGCCAGUGUACCCGGCCCUGCGGCAGCCUGUGCUGGUCAAGACCAACUUGGAGUACCGGCUGCGGCACAUCGUGGUGGACCGCGUGGAGGCCGAGGACGGGCAGUACGACGUCAUGUUCAUCGGCACGGAUGCUGGUUCUGUGCUCAAGGGGAUCGUGUUGCGCAGCGGAAACUCCCUCCACACUGAAGAGGUAACCCUGGAAGAGCUGCAGGUCUUCAAGGUGCCAACACCCAUUACCUCCAUGAAGAUCUCUGUCAAACGGCAAAUGCUGUAUGUGGGCUCGCAGGUGGGAGUGGCACAGCUGAGGCUGCAUCGCUGCGAGACGUACGGGAAGGCAUGUGCGGAGUGCUGUCUGGCACGGGAUCCCUACUGUGCCUGGGACGGGGUCUCCUGCACCCGCUACCAGCCCCACAACAAGAGGCGCUUCCGCAGGCAGGAUAUCCGCAAUGGAAACCCAGUCCACCAGUGCCUGGACCAGAACCUCAGUGUGGAAGACCUGGACAGCGCAGAGGAGAAGGUGGUGUACGGGACGGAGAACAACAGCACCUUCCUGGAGUGCGUCCCCAAAUCUCCCCAGGCCACUGUCACCUGGUUUGUGGAAAGAGAUGACCGCAGAGAUGAGGUGAAGACGGAUGAGCGGAUGAUCCGGACGGAGCAGGGCCUGCUGUUCCGCAAGGUGUUCCGGCACGACGAGGGGGUGUACGUGUGCCAGUCGCAGGAGCAUGGCUUUGCCCAGACACUGCUGCGCAUCUCCCUGGAGGUCCUGCGCGGGGAGACACUGGUGGAGCUCUUCAACAAGGAGGGCGGGGCCGGAGAAGAGUGGGUGGGGUACCGGCCCCUGCCUUGUCAUACCCAGCGGGCCACGCCCCACAGCCGCUCCUGGUUCAAGGACAUCAUGCAGCUGAUUGGUCCAUCCAACCUGCCUCGCGUGGAGGAAUACUGCGAGCGGGUCUGGUGCAGUGAUAAGCAGAGGCGCAAACACAAGGCCAUGUUGAACAAGUACAAGCUGGCACAGGAGAGCGGGCGCAAGGCACGGAACAAGGGCUCGGGCGAGAGGCACAGGAUCCCACGCUCGGUUAGAGACACGUAGGGUAAUUUCACCUCAUGAACGCUGUCCUGGCUCUGGGGCUGAGAGGGCAAGGACUUGGCAGGAGAGAAGUUCUUCAGCUUGGUGAAAGACAUUUCUAGGAGUAAGCAGCCUGCUACUCUCAGCUCUUGGCCUAUCUGAACUCUGUUUGAAACACCAGACUGUAUCUCUCAGUCGAGGCUAACUAGUGACCACUCCAAGGCAACUUGGAUCAUGAAAAGGCUCUUGCAUAAACUUUUUAAACCCUUCUUUCUUUCUUGUAAAAUAGUGUAAACGGGUCUCCUUCGGACCGCACAGCUGUUUCGGUGUGUGGACAGUUUGAUAUCUCUUUCCACCACAUUCUGUAGUUUGUUCACACGGUACUCACAAAUACACGCUCAUUAUCACUCGCUGGCCAGAUAUCCCCAGCUACAUUCCCAGGGAUUAUGCUUGCAGCCUGUGAAACUCUCUUGAUUAUUUAUUUUACAGAAAGGAACUUUAUUUUUUUUUUCAAAUAAAUCUGCUGUGAAGGUGUGGAGUCGAGAAAAAGCAUGGGAGAUUUACUGCCAAACUUACGUGACGAAAGUUGGUCAUUCAACUGAGAAGCUGCCAUCAUGUUACCAGCAAAAACUGACAACUCGAUCAGCAAACCAGUACUUUUACUGGCAAAAGUGGGCCGUAUUUAUUGGCAGACCCGAUUCCCCAAUCAAUGUCUGUUUCAUUGUUAAAGCAUCACCUGAUAUGUUUUUUUCUGGUAAAACCUAAUCAUUUUACUGACAGAACACAAAGCUUUCACCCUGACAAAACAUGCCCUUUCUCAUUCUCAUUCUCCAGCAAACAAAAGCUGAGAGUUCUGCUGUCUGCUGGGAUAUUUUUACAGGCAAAAGCUGGAUCAUUUUCCCUGACACCCCAUUUUUUUUCUGACAUUGUAAUGAAGUUGACCAAGCCAAUUAAUGUGAUACAUACUGAUCAUUUUACUGGAGAAAAGAAAGUUACGUACGUGUUUUAGCCGACUGACAUUUUUAGUUUACUUAUUUAUGUGAUAAACUGUACUUUGCGUACCACUUGCAGUUCAUUCUUGUUGCCCUUGUUGACUUACUGUAGAUAGCGUUUGCUGUACAGCAGUCCCUCAUUCUGUUAGCAGUCCAUUUAGUUUUAAUGGUCUUGAAUUUGGAAGUCAUCAUGGCAAAAACAAAGACAUUGAGCAACUGAUUAAACUAUAGUAUCAGUCAUUAACUGUUGUGUCUGGUAUUGGUAUUGGUAUAUCUAUAUACUGUAUAUAUGAAAACACUACCUUCGUUCAACCAAUGCAGCUGUCCAUAUGGUAGCCCCUUGCACAGCAGCGGCAAUGCAUUGCCAUUGAAGACCAUUAGGAAAUCCUUCAAGUUUUUACAUCAUUCUCCUUUCCCAAAGGAUCAUCAUAACAGAAUGCUGAAUCUAACGGUAGAACUGCAGGAACCUUUGUUUUUGCCUGGAAAGACUCCAGAAUCCUGGUUCAUAUAUAUUAAAAAAAAAAAAAAAAAUCUACAGAUUGAAAUGACUUCACUAAAUAAUUGUGCAAAGCCACAGAAUGACACUGAUUACCUAAAGGAUUGUUCAAAUAAACUGUUCCUGACAUCGUACAGGCCUUGCAAAAUGACAGCUAGCGUGGAGCACACCAGAGAUUGACCAUUGCCGGUCUAUACGGAACUGAGGGGACCACCCCUGGAAGAAGUGUGUGUAAUUUAAUAAUGUAUUUAUAUGCUAUUUAAUGACCUCCCUCAUGCAUGUAUCGGAGUGAAUUGUUUUUUUUUAUUUUAUUUUUUGUAAUUUUUUGAGCACAGCAUGGGUUUGUGUUUUUUAUUGAAUUUUUUUCAAUAUACUUUUCUUUUGUUUUUUCCCUUAUAAAAGCUCUUGCCAAGGCAAUAAAACUUGUGUUGGUUAUGAUGUGCAUUUUGCUCAUAGUGGGGCUUCAUUACAAGCGACUGCUGCAGCCUCUGCUGAUCGGAAACACGACUUUACUGGAUAUUGCUGCCAAUGAAGGGAACACAGUACAGGGCAGCUGAGUUGUCUGGCGUGUGAUAGAGGCACAGCCAGCUAACUCUCUGCAGUACUCCAGGGCUGUCAAAUGAUGGAUUCUGUAAUUGUGCCCACUAACGUUACAUUCACAGAUAGAUUUGAUUCUCAUUGCUUGCAAAUCAUUAGCAUGAUUUUUUUUUCAGCAGGAGAUAAAAACACAAAGUUAUCAAACCAGAAAUAAACAACUUGUGUAUUUAAUUCAGGGGCUUCGUAAGUUAGUCAACAGUUGUUUUUUAUUCGUUGUAGAAUUGUACUGGAACUGGUGGCAAAAAACUGUGCUGUUUUUCUACAGCUAUUUUCCAUUCCCAAAAUCUACUGUGGCAAUCCAACACCCAGGGACAUUUGACAUCAGGCCAAUUCACAUCAAAGGGUACCUGCGUGUGGGAACCAAGGAAGCUGUUACAUGCGAUACGGGAGCUGGGUUCUGGCUCCAAUGCUUGGAUUCUUCCAGGAACAAGACUCUCGUUCAACUGCAGCUCGGAGAGCGAGUGGAAGGGAGACACCUUGCACAGGAGGUGGAAACACAGUUAUGGUGUUCCAGUGUUCCGUAUCCCAGCCAAGGGCUUACUCAGCUCUGUUUAAAACCACAGUCUGGCUCGAACACAUGACUUUAAUUGCAGAGCAUGUACUGUGUUUCUGUGUUUUCUUUGUUUGGAUGUUUGUUUCUAGGAGAGAUUGUGAUUCCUUAAUGACUUGUUGGAUUGAUUUGAAAAUCUAUGUAAAGCUUUGUAAUGGUGGGGGAAUGAAACACGCACAUUUGCAGACUGUAAUAAUGAGGCGUUCCCCUAAAACACCGACCCCACCAGCUAUUAAUACACAGAGUACCCCACUCUCAGUGUGCAGGAACGCAUUCCACACAGAUGUUGAUGAACGCGCAUGAGCCAAACAGCUGGAUUACAUUUUCACUUCUUUCUCCCAGCGCAGCUCGACUCCCUCUCCCCCGCGCCACACCUGUUCUCCCCCAUGCCCUUCAUUCUAUACAGAGACCUUGUCAAGGCCGAUGAAAUGUUGCUCUCGAGCCUCAUAAAAGUAUUAGCAAGCAAACUGCU
Messenger RNA from Acipenser ruthenus (sterlet), 5847 nucleotides. RefSeq names its product semaphorin-3G-like. Lineage: Eukaryota; Metazoa; Chordata; Actinopteri; Acipenseriformes; Acipenseridae. Gene Ontology annotation, biological process: semaphorin-plexin signaling pathway; neural crest cell migration; positive regulation of cell migration. The record is from RefSeq and is a predicted model, not a curated record. The transcript has 16 exons. Gene Ontology annotation, molecular function: chemorepellent activity; semaphorin receptor binding. The coding region runs from base 413 to 2764 and encodes 783 amino acids.